UCCAGCAGCUGGGGUGGGUUUUGCUGCCCUGGCUGGAGAAGAGCUGGUUUGGGAAGUGCUGGGAUGGGCAAAGAAGAGCUCAGAGGGAUUAAACUCCACUGGGACGCUGAACACACACUUGAGCCUGACAAAUGAAGGAUUUGGGUGCUCUCAUUCCACGUUGCUCAGCUCCCAAAUAUCCCCAGGGCUGGUGCAAGGGGAUGGAUUUAGCUGCUGGCUGGAGCCGGGCAUGGCGGAAUCCCGCAAUAUUCAGCAGGAAUUAUUCCAAGUGAUGGAUGAGACAGGAGCAGCUGAUGAGCAGGAGGCCAGGCCAGCCCUGGAACAGCAUCCCCAGCGCUCCUGGCAGUGGAGGAGCACUCGGCAGGGCCGGGAUCGCUGUCCUGGAGUAACCCCGGCCCUUUUUUAUAUCCCAAGGCAUCCAGAAGGCUCCGUGUGGUCGCUGCCGCGGCCCCUCACCAGGGCUCCUGGCCCUGCCUGCUAUAAUUAGCACCAAACCUCGUUAGGAGAGGCAGGGGCAGCUCUUCAGGACUGGUAAUUUAGUAAUUACUGGAAGCCUCUAAUGGCUCUCCAGGGGCAGUUUCCUCUCCCUUAUAAAGGAAGGUCUUGAGGAUGCGGCAUUCAUUGGAGUGGGGAGAGGUUUUUGGGGGGGGAAUUCUGGGGGGCAUAAAUCCUAAAUUCCUGUGGUGAGAGGUCUGCAGGGACUGGGCAGGGGAGAAGGAGGAGGUGGAAGGACAAAAACAAGAAGAGGAAGAAGAUGAGGAAGAAGGAGAAGGUCUAAGCCUUACUGGGAGCAGAGCCUGGAGUUUCAGAGCCCUGGGCAGGUGCUGCCUUCAGAGAUCCCAAAUCAGCAGCCUCGCCCUGCUCUGAGGGAUUUGAGCUCAGAGCAGGAACACUGAGGCUGGCUGGGUGCUGCAACAUUCCCUGGAUUUGAGCUCCAAUAAGGAGCCCAAAGCUCUCUAAGGCACGGAGAAUUCCAGCACAGCCAAAGGCUUUUGCUGGCCCUGAAAGGCAAGGCUGGGAACUGCAAGGGGAAGGAAAAUCUGAGGAGAGCACCCACCAUGGCACAUCAGCUGGUUUAUUCCCAGGAUGGAUUCUGAAGUCUGGAUCAAGUUCCUUCGGCUCCACAGGUCUGAGACGUGGCCAGCAGGGAAAACUGCCCUGGGAAAGAGGAGGAAAACCUGCUCGUGGGUGGGAAAACCGCUGGGAAAAACAUCGAGGACACUUCGGGGGCUGUGACAGCAUCUCCGAAGCUGCUUUUAGGAGGGGAGAACAGCGGAGCCGCCGCAUCCCUGCGCUCGCACCAUGCCCCUCUCCCGCCACACCGGCCAAAUCCCGGAGUCCACCUGGACCCUGGGCUUCAGGGAGAUGACGGAGCCCUGGAAAGGCGCCGUGGGCUGCCUCGGCGUGGCCGUCUUCUUCGCCAUGACCAUCGGCAUCAUCUCGUGGCAGGCGCUGGAGCAGCCCCCGGAGGAGUGGGUGCUGCGGGGCCGGGACGCGGGGAUGCUGUGGGAGCGCGGCCGCGGGGCGCUGCUGCUGCGGGCGCUGCCGGCCGGCCGGCCCGUGCUGGCCAUCGCCGUGGGCAGCGUGCCGGCCGCCGAGCCCCCGCCGCCCCGAGACCGCUGCUGGCACGACGGAGGCCAGUUCUGCUAUUCCUGGGAGGAGGACGCCGAGCUCCGGCUGUCCCUGGAGCCGCCGGCAGCCCCCGGGACGGAGUGCUACGGCGUCCGCUGGACCCCGCUGCGCCCCGACGUGACCCUGAAGGAUUGUUUUUCCAUGGCCAAUGUCUCCUGGUAUGGAGGACCAAGCAUCCGUGCCCAGCGCUGGCCCCUCAACGGCGCCGAGAGCCCCGCGCAGCCCUUGGUGAGCGGCGACCUCGGCGCAAACCCCGAUGGCUUCGGGCCCGUCCUGGAGAGGUUCUUCCUGGGAUCCACAGGAGUGACGGUGACAGUGGCUCCCGACGUGUCCCUGCUCCUGUCUCUGGAGAGCCAGCGGCAGUUCUGCCUGGAGACGCCGGCGGGGCGAGCGGAGCCCCUGCACUACCAGCUCUGUGUCAGCGCCGACGUGGCGGCCGCCCGCCGGCACAGGGCUGGCGCUCCGGCCGGAGCAGCUCGGACACUGCCGGACACCGCGCUCCUGCGGUCUCCGAUAUGGCGCUACCACGGCCCGGAGGGUUCUGCCGCCAAAAUCAAGCGAGGCCUGAGGUCGCUGGUGAGGAGGCUGAGGCGCCAUCGCCUUCAGGAGGGCGUCGUGGCCCUGGGGGAGCGCGGCACCGCCGUCCUCGCCGCCGCGGACCUCGUGCCCUCGGAGCGCAGGAGGAGGCAGGCCCCGGCGCUGGUGGAACCUCUGGAGCUCUCCAUCACGCUGUCCCCGUACGCUGGUGUCACCUCCCCGCUCUUCCUGCGCUCCCUGCGUGGCGGCGAGGCCACGGGAUACUGGCUCAGCCGCCAGCCCCGACCCGGGGCCAGCUCGAUCCCGCUGCUGACCACCUGGAAGGGGCAGCUCUGUGCCCGCCUGAACGCCACCAGCGAGGCAGCGCUGGGCUGGUACCUGGCUCGUGCCCGGCGCCUGCGGCAGGCGCUGGGGGCCGCCUACGUGGCCUUCGAGGGAGUGGAGGGCAAUUCCUUCCUGGAGCAGGAUGUCCCUGCUCCCGCCGGGCUGGAGGGAGAUGCAUACACCGAGGCGCUGGCGGUGGCGCUGGCGACGCUGGGCAAUGGCACCGUCAUCAGCGCCGGGAGCAGAUCCAGUCACCUCCCGCUGUUUGUCCAGAUGAGCCCCCUGCGCUCCGACUGGAGCCACGCCGGGCUGAAGGGGCUCAUCCCCUCCGUGCUGCACUACAGCCUCCUGGGCUACAACUUCUUCAUCCCUGAUGCAGUAGGAGGGAGCGUGGCUGGAGCCACCCCAGGGGACCCGGAGCUGUUUGUGAGGUGGCUGCAGAUUGUGACAUUCCUGCCCGUGAUGGCCUUUGGGACCCCGCCCUGGCUCUGCUGUGACACCUGGGUCCUGAAUCUGACCCGCCAGUGCAUCCAGAGGCACCGGGAUUUUGUCGUGCCCCUGCUCCUAAAAUACAGCGAGGAGUGGCAGAGUUUGGGAUACCCCAUCUUCCGUCCUGCCUGGUGGCUCAGCCCCACAGAUCCAGCUGCAUUCACCAUAGAGGAUGAGUUUCUCAUUGGAGAUGAGGUCCUGGUUGCUCCAAUAACAGAAAAGGGACAAACGUGGAGGGAUAUCUACCUGCCAGGAGAGGGGCACCUCUGGCUGGACACCAACACUGCCCGAGUGUUUGAUGGUGGCACCACGCUCAGGAAUUACUCUGCCAGCCUGGCAGAGGUGCCCGUGUUUGUAAAGACCUCCUGAAUCCAGGCUGGGCAGCUCUGGGACAGACACCUCCGAGGGCAGCACUCCCCUCACACUUCCAGCCUCUUUGCACUUUUCCCAGAUCCUUUUUUUGGUUUUGUUUUGUUUUUUACUUCAGCAGAAAUUGUCUGCAUUUUCUUAUGUUGUUACCCUAAAGUAGUGGCUCUGCCACCAGCAUCCAUCCACACAGAAUGCUGCAUUUUUUCCAGGGUUUUCCUGGUGAAAUAUUUGUGUAUGUGUAUGUUCAAGUGGGAAUAUCCAGCAUUUCCAGGUCCCUGGCACCAUGCUCAGAGAGGCAGGGAGAGGAUUUUCCAGGAGAUAAACGAAGAUCAGCUUAUACCUGAGGAGAAGUUUUGUAUUUAAUGAAAAAAUUAAAUCUAGGGGGAAAACUACCAGGAUAGUUUUGGUGCUGUGUGUGGCCACCUCCUGUGCUGAGCAGUGCUUCUCCCACCUGAGGCUGUGUGUGGUCUCCAGGCAGCAAGAGCUCACAUUCUGAGUAUAUUUGGGAAAAUGAAUGAAUUCCAGGUGCAUUUAAAGCAGGUUUCUGUGGAAGAAAAAUAAACUUGACCAAGCAGA
This is a messenger RNA of Passer domesticus (house sparrow), 3927 nucleotides long. Its product is annotated as SITS-binding protein-like. Bases 1303 to 3351 code for a protein of 682 amino acids. The transcript has 14 exons. The record is from RefSeq and is a predicted model, not a curated record. Lineage: Eukaryota; Metazoa; Chordata; Aves; Passeriformes; Passeridae.